AUGUAUUCCUGCGAGAAAGUGGAUUUUAACAUCACCCCCCGCACCGUCGCCCGUCUGGUGUAUGAGGCCGAACACGAAAAAACCAAUGGGGGCCAUUCGUCCAAUGGGAGGUUUACACUGUAUUUACACUGUACCACUGUGAAGGAACCUGGACUGCUGACAUUUGUCUUCAGGACAGCAGUAAUAUACAAAGGUUUGCUGAUGAUGUCUGUGACACCAUCUCCUGAGAUCACCAUGGCUGAGCCCAUUUCCAUUCCAACUUUGAAUGUUCUCCCUCCAUCUUCCGAUACGGAGUCGUGGUCCUGCCCCCCAAGCCCCCGGCGACACCGGUACCGCUCACGCAGCCGAACCCGGGAGAGGAGGAGAGGCAAGGUGCAGCAAGAAGACAAAUCGAAGAACCAUUGGGAUAAAGGAAAAGAGAUGAGGGAUAGAAGUCAAAGUCCUUUACAUCCAUCUCCAAUUUUCUCCAGUGUAGAAGAGGAAGAGCUGGGCAGCCCACCUUUUCUUCUCUUACCCCCAUCCCGCUCAUGCUCAAGGAGCUCCUCUCUAACCAGACGGUCUCGCUGGUCUUUCCGUAGCUUUCUCAACAAGGACUCAGACUGUGACGGCAGCAGUACAGCCAGUAACUCUCCACGCAGCACUCCCGGUAACUCGCCCUCCCUACGCCGGCGCGUUCUGGGAAACAGAUCCAGCGAAGGGGAGGUGGGCAGAGACAGAAGCGGUGGGGGUUCUGACAGCCCUCUUCCUACUACCCCCUCCUCCUCUACCUCCUCCUACCCGCUCACAGCUCGACAUUUCACCCGCAAUGCCAAGAAAAUGCAAAGCUGGUAUAAUGUACUGAGCCCCACAUACAAACAGAGGAACGAAGACUUCCGCAAACUCUUUAAAAAGCUGCCUGAUACAGAGCGUCUCAUUGUGGACUACUCGUGUGCACUGCAGAAAGACAUACUGCUCCAGGGCCGUCUCUACCUUUCUGAAAACUGGCUCUGCUUCUACAGUAAUAUAUUCCGAUGGGAGACCACGAUAACCAUACUGCUGAAAGAUGUGACAAGUCUGACCAAGGAGAAAACGGCCAAGCUCAUCCCUAACGCCGUCCAGAUAAGCACUGAACACGAUAAGCACUUCUUCACAUCAUUUGGGGCGAGGGAUCGCAGCUACAUGAUGAUCUUCAGACUAUGGCAAAAUGCAUUGAUGGAUAAGACUCUAUCGCCGAAGGAGCUGUGGCACAUUGUUCACCAGUGUUAUGGCACAGAGCUGGGGCUCACUAGUGAGGAUGAUGACUACGUCUCCCCUACUACUGGACUUAUGAACGGCCUACUUCCGUGUGAGGAGUCGGUCUCCGUCACUGACCUGCUGGAUCUGGGUUCAGUGCCGGGGGCUCCCGUGAGCUGCUCCCCUUCAUCUGCCUCCAUUCUUCCCUGUGCUUCAGGAUCUUCGCCACCAUCCUCCUCAUCCUCUUCCUGUCAGCCUGUGGAAGUGUUGUCUACUCGGGCCAGUGUAGAACCUGAGCCCAGUCCACCCAUCUUCCAAAGCUCAUUACCCCCCAACACACACUCCAUACACACUGGAGCUACCCCAUCCUUAACCAUCAUGGAGGAAGGAAUGGACAGCCAGUCAGAAUCAGCCAAUCAGGCACUUCAGUCCCCUCCCAGUGUCCCGCACAGCCUAGGAAACCUCUCCUCAUUGGAUAUGACUAAUGAUGAGGAGCUCCCAACUGACUCCAGCAAUUCAUCAGACACUCAGGAAGAGAGUGAGGUUGAGUCCUUCUGUGCAGACCUCAGCGGCCGAUUGCAUAUCAACACAGUUGUUCGCAUGAGCGUGGAUAAGCUCCAUGACCUUCUGUUCUCAGACACUCACUUCAUACAACACCUCUUCUCCCAACGCCACUUUACCGAUCUGUCUGUACAUGAGUGGCAGCAGGACAGCAGCAGUGGAAGCAGCAGUAGAGUUCUGAGUUACACCAUCGCCAUCAACAACCCGCUGGGCCCAAAAACUGCUCCUGUGGUGGAAACACAGACUCUCCACAAGAACAACACACGGGGCGAGUGCUACGUGGUGGACUCAGAGGUCAUAACAUCAGGCAUCCCCUACCAGGACUAUUUCUACACUGUACACAGAUACUGCCUCACCUCUGUUAACAAUUACAAGAGUCGGCUCAGGGUCUCAUCAAAUAUCUGCUACAGGAAGCAGCCGUGGAGUCUUGUGAAAGCUCUGAUAGAGAAGAACACUUGGAGUGGGAUAGAAGAGUAUUACAGACACAUGGAAAUGGAGGUGUGUAAGUUGGAGACGCUGCUACAGACAGAGGUUUCCGUGGUGAGUACUGGGGAAGUGCUGUCCGCAGACUCCGCCAAGACACCCCCGACCCUGCGCAGACGCAAACGCAACUGCCCCCGACGAGCAGGAGACCGGGAGAGAGAGAGGGAGGGUCCCGGAGGAGGAGGCGGGGAACGAGGAGACAGAGGAAUUGGUGAGGAGCGCGAAAGGAGAGAAGCGAGUGCUCCGUAUGUAAAACAGAGGUGGCGAGGAGCCAGCAGUAACAACAGCAUAUCCACCAUACUGCUCAUCGUGAGCUUCAUUCUGGUUGUUCUAGUGGCUCUGAACAUGAUGCUGUUCUACAAACUCUGGGCACUCGAGCGGGCCGCACACACACUGGAGACCUGGCACUCCUACUCUUUAACUGACAGCCCUCUGCCUCAGUCUGCAGGAGAGUGGGCGCAGGUACUGCAGCUCCAGAAGCAGUUCCACCAGGCCCAGAUGAACAAAUGGCAGCAGAUUUUAGAAUCUUCUGUCACACUUCUGGAUCAGAUGAAACAGUCUUUAGAGAAGCUUCAUAGAGGAAUAGUCACCCCAGAGACACAGCAGGAGUCCGAUCCAGCACCAGAAACACUGACGGAUCCGUGAGAUUCCACUUAGCCUCUGUACGGUAACCCCCUCACAGAACUGCUUACAGCCGG
This is a messenger RNA of Xyrauchen texanus (razorback sucker), 2954 nucleotides long. RefSeq names its product protein Aster-A-like. Gene Ontology annotation, biological process: intracellular sterol transport. Lineage: Eukaryota; Metazoa; Chordata; Actinopteri; Cypriniformes; Catostomidae. Gene Ontology annotation, cellular component: plasma membrane; endoplasmic reticulum-plasma membrane contact site; endoplasmic reticulum membrane. Gene Ontology annotation, molecular function: sterol binding; sterol transfer activity. The record is from RefSeq and is a predicted model, not a curated record.